AUGGCACUGUAUAUUCCCUCCCAUUUUCAAUGGUUUUCUUUUCCGGCCAUUAUACUUCCUUUUCUCCUUUUACUGCUCCUCAUGCAGAGAAGUAAGACAGGAAGAGCCUUGAAGUUCCCUCCCGGUCCCUUCCACCUUCCCAUUCUUGGCCACCUACUACAUAUCAACCUUAGCUUGCCUCACCAAUCACUAUGGCUACUCUCCACAAAACAUGGACCUCUCAUGCAUCUACAGCUGGGCGUUAAACCGACUGUAGUUGUUUCAUCUGCUAGAAUGGCUAGAGAGGUGUUGAAAUCUCACGAUCAUGCAUUCUCUCAUAGGCCUUCUCUCAUCUCCAACAGAACGCUCAGUUACAAUUUCAUGGAUGUGGCUGUUUCACCUGAUAAUAGCGAUUAUUGGAAAGACAUGCGCAAGAUCUUGGUUCGCGGGCUCUUGAGUGCAAAGACUGUGCGGUCGUUCCGGUCCAUUAGGGAGGAAGAGGUCGCCCGAAUGAUCACGUCAAUUCACCGUUCUUCUUCUUCUCCUCUGCAACCUGUUAAUCUGAAAGAGAUGCUGAUUACUCUCACCAACAACAUAGCCUGCAUUACAGCUUUCGGUAAGAGUUAUGAAGGAGGAAGUGAGAAUGAGAAGGCCAAAAUGCGUGGAGUUCUUGCGGAAGGGGCAUACUUGUUGAACCAUCUCUUCAUUGCAGACUUCUUGCCGUGGAUGUGGUGGAUCGAUGCCGGCGGUGGAUUGUAUGCCAAGCUCAGAAAGAGUUUCUUGGAAUUGGAUGACCUUUAUGAGCAGAUCAUUAAGGACCACCUUGAUCCCAAGAAGCCAACGCCAGAGCGGGAAGAUUUUGUAGAUGUCUUUCUUCGACUCCAGAAAGAUUCACGUCUCACCAGAGAUCACUUGAAGGGAGUUAUGAUGAAUAUUUUAUUUGGUGGAACUGAUACAAGCGCUACGGUGGUGGCAUGGGGAAUAGUAGAGCUGUUGAGGAGUCCACGGGCGAUGAAGAAAUGCCAGGAAGAGGUUAGAAGGAUUGUUGGAAGGAAAGGCAAAGUAGAAGAAGACGACCUUAACCGACUUCAAUACAUCAAGUCAGUGAUAAAGGAAACAAUGAGACUCCACCCGCCACUAACGAUGUUGCUUCCACAUGAAAGUACACAGCACUGCAAGAUCGACGGAUAUGAUAUUCUCCCCGGCACUAUUGUCAUCAUCAAUGCAUGGGCAAUAGGCAAGGACCCUGAAUCGUGGGAGAACCCAGAUGACUUCUUGCCGGAGAGAUUCAUGAAUAGCUCAAUAGACUACAAAGGGAAAGAUUUCGAGCUCAUACCCUUUGGAGCAGGCCGGAGGGGCUGCCCUGGGCUUCAUUUUGCAGCUCCGACCAUGGAGCUUGCUUUGGCAACCCUUCUGUACUGUUUUGAUUGGAAAAUGCCUGCUGGGAUGAGCAAGGAGGACAUAGACAUGACGGAGGCUCCUGGUAUUACAGUAUUCCCAAAAUCCAAUCUUAGCCUCGUGCCUACCAAAUAUGACUAUGCUUUUAUGGACUAA
Molecule: messenger RNA, 1533 nt
Organism: Magnolia sinica
Lineage: Eukaryota; Viridiplantae; Streptophyta; Magnoliopsida; Magnoliales; Magnoliaceae
Product: cytochrome P450 71A1-like
Exons: 2
Coding region: 1-1533 (510 amino acids)
Molecular function (GO): iron ion binding; monooxygenase activity; oxidoreductase activity, acting on paired donors, with incorporation or reduction of molecular oxygen
Source: RefSeq, a predicted model, not a curated record